AUGGAAGCGAUGGCGGUCAGAGGUGCCGGUGGGAGCCGUGUGUCCAGUGGGAGGGACCUGAACUGCGUCCCUGAAAUAGCUGACACUUUGGGAGCUGUGGCCAAGCAGGGGUUUGAUUUCCUCUGCGUGCCUGUCUUCCACCCAAGUUUCAAGAGGGAGUUUACUCAGGAACCUGCUAACAAUCGGUCUGGCCCCCAGACACAAUCAGACCUACUGCUGUCAGGAAGAGCUUUCCUACUGGCCCUAAAUCAGGAAGAUAACACAAACUUGGCCAGGGUUUUGGCCAACCACAAUCACACUGGCCACCACUCAUCCAUGUUCUGGAUGCGGGCACCCUUGGUGGCUCCAGAGGACCUUAGAGAUGAUAUCAUUGAGAAUGCACCAAGUACACACACAGAGGAGUAUAGUGGAGAGGAGAAGACGUGGAUGUGGUGGCACAACUUCCAGACCUUGUGUGACUAUAGCAAGAGGAUUGCAGUGGCUCUUGAAAUUGGGGCUGACCUCCCAUCUAAUCAUGUCAUUGAUCAUUGGCUUGGGGAGCCCAUCAAAGCAGCCAUUCUCCCCACCAGCAUUUUCCUGACCAACAAGAAGGGAUUUCAUGUUCUUUCUAAGAUGCACCAGAGGCUGAUCUUCCGGCUCCUCAAGUUGGAAGUGCAGUUCAUCAUCACAGGCACCAAUCACCACUCAGAGAAGGAGUUCUGCUCUUACCUCCGGUACCUGGAAUACUUGAGUCAGAACCGCCCUCCACCCAAUGCCUACAAACUCUUUGCCAAGGGCUAUGAAGACUAUCUGCAGUCCCCACUCCAGCCACUGAUGGACAAUCUGGAAUCUCAGACAUAUGAAGUGUUUGAAAAGGACCCCAUCAAAUACUCUCAGUAUCAGCAGGCCACCUAUAAAUGUCUGUUAGAUCGAGUUCCAGAUGAAGAGAAGGAUACCAAUGUGCAGGUGCUAAUGGUGCUGGGAGCAGGCCGGGGUCCCCUGGUGAACGCUUCCAUGCGGGCAGCCAAGCAGGCUGACCAGCAGAUAAAGCUGUACGCUGUGGAGAAGAACCCAAAUGCCAUGGUGAUGCUAGAGAACUGGCAGCUUGAAGAAUGGGGAAGCCAGGUGACGGUAGUCUCAUCGGACAUGCGGGAAUGGGUGGCUCCAGAGAAAGAAGACAUCAUCAUCAGUGAGCUUCUAGGCUCCUUUGCUGACAAUGAACUGUCACCUGAGUGCCUGGAUGGAGCCCAACACUUCCUAAAAGAUGACGGUGUGAGCAUCCCUGGGGAGUACACCUCCUUUCUGGCUCCCAUCUCCUCCUCCAAGCUGUACAAUGAGGUCCGACCCCAUUGGGAAAAGGACCGAGACCCUGAGGCCCAGUUUGAGAUGCCUUAUGUGGUGCGGCUACACAACUCCCACCAGCUAUCUGCGCCCCAGCCCUGUUUCACCUUCAGCCAUCCCAGUAGAGAUCCUCUGAGUGACAACAACUGCUACUGUACCUUGGAGUUUCCCGUGGAGGUGAACACAGUGCUACAUGGCUUUGCAGGCUACUUUGAGACUGUGCUUUAUCAGGACAUCACCCUGAGUAUCUGUCCAGAGACUCACUCUCCUGGGAUGUUCUCAUGGUUUCCCAUCCUAUUCCCCAUUAAGCAGCCCAUUACGGUACAUGAAGGCCAGACCAUCUGUGUGCGUUUCUGGCAAUGCAGCAAUUUCAAGAAGGUGUGGUAUGAGUGGGCUGUGACAGCACCAGUCUGUUCUGCUAUUCACAACCCCACAGGCCGCUCAUACACCAUCGGCCUCUAGCCCUGCCUGCAAGUGUUCAGAGCCUUGGAAGCAGCUUCAAGUUCUGCUCCUGU
Messenger RNA from Neomonachus schauinslandi (Hawaiian monk seal), 1835 nucleotides. Its product is annotated as protein arginine N-methyltransferase 5-like. Gene Ontology annotation, cellular component: cytosol; nucleus. Lineage: Eukaryota; Metazoa; Chordata; Mammalia; Carnivora; Phocidae. The transcript has 3 exons. The coding region runs from base 1 to 1782 and encodes 593 amino acids. The record is from RefSeq and is a predicted model, not a curated record. Gene Ontology annotation, biological process: regulation of DNA-templated transcription; peptidyl-arginine N-methylation.